AUGACGUUUGAAGAUGGCGAUGAUGAUGACGAUGAUGAUGAUGGUGACGACAACGAUGUCAACGGCGAUCAGGAAGACGAGAAGAAGGAGGAGAAAGGGAAGGGGAAAAAGGUGCAGGAGGAUGAGGAGAAUGACGAUGUUGGCAGAAAAGAUGAGGAGAAGGGGACGAGGAAGGCGGACGAGGGGAGAGAAGGUGGUUUAGAAGACGGUGGGAAGGACAGCGCGGUAACGUAUCUCCAUCAAACCUCUGCAGCCUUAAUUUUUCAACUUUAUUACACUUAA
Messenger RNA from Enterobius vermicularis (human pinworm), 282 nucleotides. The record is from the annotation of a GenBank genome assembly. NCBI's taxonomy places the organism in Eukaryota, Metazoa, Nematoda, Chromadorea, Rhabditida, Oxyuridae.